This is a messenger RNA of Electrophorus electricus (electric eel), 7435 nucleotides long. RefSeq names its product syntaxin binding protein 5L (gene stxbp5l). Gene Ontology annotation, molecular function: myosin II binding; GTPase activator activity; syntaxin binding. Lineage: Eukaryota; Metazoa; Chordata; Actinopteri; Gymnotiformes; Gymnotidae. Gene Ontology annotation, biological process: Golgi to plasma membrane transport; exocytosis. The record is from RefSeq and is a predicted model, not a curated record. Gene Ontology annotation, cellular component: SNARE complex; cytoplasm; plasma membrane.
CGAGUGCAUGCUUUCUGCUCGAGGCACCGCCUCGUGCCACUGCACCGGUGACUACGUGUAGCCGCGCAAAAGCGAGACAAGCGGCUGAUGAAAUACGAUCCAAUUACCUUCAGUCCAUCAACCCUCCUCGCCGGUCCCGUGCGCUGCUGUUUCGUUUCUAUAUUUCAAAGCGGGUCCUUCCCCGCGGCCCCAGUCAGUAAUAGCCUACAGGCUCGCGCCGGUGCCAGCGCAAUGUUACCACGUUAUGCUCGCGCGCGGGGCUGGUCCAGUGACAGUGACGCAAAAGACGGCUGUUCUUCAGUGCUUCUGGUCACCGUUUCACCGUUUAUUGGUUCCGAAUAGCGCGACCCAAUCCGAGUCAAGGGAGGCGUGCUGACGAGAGAGCGUGCGUCCGGAGAGAGGCGGGGUCCUCUCGUGCGCUCUCGCUCUUUCAGCACCGUGGACAGCGACUCGCGCUCGACUGCGGCGAGAGAGACUCGGGAGACGGGGGCUGCUCGCCGGAACGCGAGACUCUUGCCUCCCCUUCCACUCCUCUGCUUACCCAACACCGCACCUUUGGCCUCGCUUGUCUCAGCCCUCUCGCUGCAGUGUGUGUGAUGAGCACGAACUCUUUUCUGCGCCUCUCCUCCACUGCGUCUGGGAUCUUAGGAAAGAAAAACCCAGAGAAAUUUUAGGUGAGCGCGAUUACGGCUUCUAGCAAACGUUAGACGACGAGACUCGUUAAUCCCUUUGCUUUUGCCGAAUGAAAGCUAAAUGUAUUCUCGUUAAGUCGUUCGGCCAUGUUAAGGGUGAUGUGAAACCGCUCUGCAUAACUAACAUGAAGUUUCUCAGUUUGUGUCUAGCCCGGGCACGCUCUGGUGCGUAUUAGGAUCCCCCUGCUUCUCACCUUUUCUCCGGCACAGUGCCACGCAGGCAUUUUGGGGCGCCUAUGCUCGGAAGAUGAGGUCUCUGUCUGACUUUUUAAAUUGCACGCAAGACCGUUAAAGCGGAGGGCCGCGAGGACUCAGCAGUGUCCCAGUUCCGCGAGGGUGUACUCGUGAGCCCUUCUCUAUGCCGUUGUAGUCGUCGCUGCAGCCAAAUCUCAGUGCAUUCAAAAGAUCCGAAACGCAGAAGAAUCUGGGCUGAAAAAAAAAAAUGAAGAAGUUCCGAAAGGUUUUGGACGGGUUGACCACCUCGUCGCCCGUGAAUGCCGGUGGCUCGCCCGCGUGCGGCAGCGCGGCAGGGACGCCCACUGCAGCACCGACUCCCCGGGAGCUGGACAUCCAGGAAACGCUGAUGUCGGAGCACUUCCAGAUCUGUAAGACCGUGCGUCAUGGCUUCCCCUACCAGCCCACUGCUCUGACGUUUGACCCCGUGCAGAAGAUCCUGGCCAUCGGCUCGCGCUCGGGCGGAGUGCGCAUUCUGGGACGGCCGGGAGUGGACUGCUUCUGUCAACAUGAGAGUGGGGCAGCUGUUCUUCAACUUCAGUUUCUCAUCAAUGAGGGGGCGCUGGUCACAGCAUGUGCCGACGACACUCUGCACCUCUGGAACUUGCGACAGAGGCGUCCUGCAAUACUGCACUCACUCAAAUUCAACAGAGAAAGGAUCACUUUUUGCCAUCUUCCGUUCCAGAGCAAAUGGCUCUAUGUUGGCACGGAGCGGGGAAACACCCACAUUGUCAACGUGGAGUCCUUCAUCUUAUCCGGCUACGUCAUCAUGUGGAACAAGGCCAUAGAGCUAUCAACAAAGACGCAUCCUGGACCGAUAGUCCAUCUGAGUGACAGUCCAAAAGAUGAGGGAAAGCUGCUGAUCGGUUUUGAGAGCGGCACUAUUGUGAUGUGGGACCUCAGAUCCAAAAGAGCUGACUUCAGAAUUUAUUAUGAUGAGGCAAUUCACUCUGUGAGUUGGCACCAUGAAGGACGCCAGUUCAUGUGCAGUCAUUCUGAUGGAAGUCUCAGCAUGUGGAACCUGAGAAACACUGCCAAACCCUUCCAGGUCACCUUCCCUCAUGGUAAAUCUCAGAGAGAUGGAAGGAAAGAGUCAUGCAAACCCAUUCUUAAAGUGGAAUACAAGACCUGCAGAAACAGUGAGUCCUUUGUCAUCUUCUCCGGGGGUCUGUCCUACGAUAAGGCAGGGCGGCGUCCCACCCUGACCAUCAUGCAUGGCAAAGCCAUCACAGUGCUGGAAAUGGACCAUCCUAUAGUGGAGUUCCUCGUCCUCUGUGAGACCCCUUAUCUCAAUGAGGUGCAGGAACCCUACGCUGCUGUGGUACUACUGGAGAAGGACCUUAUCGUGGUGGAUCUUACACAAAGCAGUUUCCCCAUCUUUGAGAACCCUUACCCCAUGGACAUCCACGAGUCUCCGGUCACAUGCACGGCUUACUUCGCGGACUGUCCCCCGGACAUCAUCCCUGUCCUCUACUCCAUAGGAGCCAAACACAAAAAGACGGGCUACAGCCACAAAGAGUGGCCAGUGAGUGGUGGCACAUGGACAGUCGGUUCUCAGUCGUAUCCAGAGAUCAUCAUCACAGGACAUGCAGACGGGUCGAUAAAGUUUUGGGACGCCACGGCCAUCACACUGCAGAUGCUGUACAAGCUGAAGACGUCGAAGGUGUUCGAGAAGCCGAAGGGCAGCGAGACGGCCCGUGGUGCCGAGCUGGUGGAGGAGGACCCGUACGCCGUGCAGAUGGUCAGCUGGUGCCCGCAGAGCCGCAUCUUCUGUGUGGUGGGCAUCAGCGCCCACAUCAUCCUUUACUGCUUCAGCAGGCACGAUUCCAACACCGCCAUCACGUCCCUGGAGGUGCGUCUGCAGUGUGAGGUGGAGGACGUGAUCUCGCCGUCAGACACAGAGAACGCGGUGUGUCUAAUGGACGCGGGGGGCCACUCACCCCAGCCCCCCAGCCCCCGCGGGAAUACGCCAGACGGCGCGCGGGACGGCGCGCGGGACAGCAUUCCCUGCCUCAAGGUAAAAGAUCGUGUGAUACGGAUGCCCCCUGGUUACCAGGCAGAGCUUGUGGUGCAGUUGCUAUGGGUUGACGGAGAGCCACCUCAACAAAUCACCAGCCUGGAUUUAAACUCCGCCUAUGGCCUGCUGGCUCUGGGUAACUGUAAUGGCCUGGUUGUGGUGGACUACCUGCAGAAGACCAUAAUCCUCUGCAUGACCACUCUGGAACUGUACGGUUCAGCUGACCCCUUCCAACGCCUCACCCGCUCGCCCCGCAAGAACCGCCAGUCCACAUCAGAGUUUUGCAUGCGUGGCCUGUCUAACUUUUAUUCCGAUUCAAAGAAACGGAUCCGUACCUCCUACCAGAGCCUUACGGAACUUUCCGAUAACCAGGUAUCUCUGGAUCAGGAGAGGAGCAAGUCGCCAACCUCAGAUCAUGUGAAUGGACAUUGCACUAGCCCAACCUCCCAGGCCUGCCCGCCCGGCAGGCCUCGCGUCCCGGGGGGCCCCGAGGGGCCCCGCCUCGCCCGCAGGGGACCCGGCCGACCACCCUUCCGCAAGGCCCAGUCCGCUGCAUGCAUGGAGGUCUCUUUGCCUGUGUCCUUCCUCACUGAAGAGAGUCGGGAGAACUCUUUCAGCCGCUCCCGGAGCUCAAGCGUCUCCAGCAUAGAUCGGGACACUAAGGAGGCGGUGACUACGCUGCACUUCGCUGAGUCGUACGGCCGCAGGUCAGACGUCCUGCCCGCGCCGUGCCUGUGGGUGGGCACCAGCCUGGGCCUGGUGCUGAUCGUGCCCAUGUCUAUCCCUACCGACGAGCAGGAGAGGAUGGAGGAGCCUGUGACCAUAGCGCCCACCAGCACAGUCCUGAUGCUCAAAGGUUCUGUCCUGCGCUUCAGCUUUCUGGACUGCACCGGCGGCCUCAUCCACAGCCCGCACGAGGCGUGGCGGGACACGCAUGCCCCCGACGACCCUGAGCGGCCCCGCCGGCGCAGGCUGGUCAACUUCUCUCCCUGCUUCUCGCAGGAGGCCGGCGGCGAUGGCCACCUGGCCGUGGUGUGCUCCGAGAGGCAGGCCAAGGUCUUCUUCAUGCCUUCCCAGGCCUGCCUGUACGUCCACAACAUCACCGAGUCCUCCUUCGUGCUGCGCGCAGACGUGGUGGCCAUCUCUAACAUCUCCAACAGCGUGUGCCUGGCCUGCUUCUGUGCCAACGGACACAUCAUGAUACUCAGCCUGCCCAGUUUACGGCCCCUGCUAGAUGUGCACUACCUGCCACUAACAGAUAUGCGCAUUGCUAGAACGUUCUGCUUCACUAACGGAGGGCAGGCCCUCUACCUCAGCUCUCCAACAGAGAUACAGCGCAUCACCUACAGCCAGGAGAUGUGCGAUAAUCUACAGGAGAUGCUGGGGGAGCUGUUCACGCCGACCGACACACCUGAGGCGCAGAACCGAGGUUUUCUGAAGGGCUUUUUCGGUGGUAACACCCAGACCUUCGACCGAGAAGAGCUCUAUAGUGUGUUAAUGACACAGCGGCGCGUGUGUCCUAUAGUCGGUGAGGCAGCAGCAGGGAAGGCUUCUCGGAGCCUGGCGCAGCACAUUCCAGGCCAGGGCAGCGUGGAGGGCGUGAGAGCAGCCGCGGGCGGGGCAGUGGGUGAGCUGGCCCGAGCGCGCAUCGCCCUGGAUGAGAGAGGCCAGAGGCUAGGAGAGCUAGAGGAGAGGACGGCUCUCAUGAUGGCCAGCGCGGAGACCUUCUCCAAACAUGCGCAUGAGCUGAUGCUGAAAUGUAAGGACAAGAAGUGGUAUCAGUUUUAGAGGGCUCUGGAUGGAAGCUAAUUCCACCCUCUAACCACAAGGGGGUGCUACUCUGGAACAUGGACCUUCACUCUUUCACAAAGAGGCACGGAGGGACUUAGUGCUGUUCCAUCGCUAUUGGAGCUGUGUGCACAGGACUACAUUUCAAUCAGACUGGUUUGGCAGACUGAAGACAGAAUAUGAUGGACAUGUACCAUUAGCGUUGAUUAAAGGGGUGACCAUGCCCUCCUGCGUUGUCGAUUAGACCUUAUUUGUUCAUGUGCAGAGGCUGGGGUCCUCAAGGGAGGUAAAUUGGCUCUAGAUGUGUAGAUACUCUGAAAGCUAUGAAACCAACAAGACUGCAUGAAACAAAAUGGAUGACUUAUAAAAACAUAAAACUGCCAUAUUCAGCAGCAUGUUACUUUAAAACAAACGGAAAUAAAAGAUUAACAGAAUUUUAUUUAAUAAUAUAAGCCAAUACCAGAAACCUAUGACCAAAAAAAAAAACAAAAAAAAAAAACUUUAUAUUUUUUGAAAUAGUGACAAAAUAUAAAUAAAAAAGAAAACUGUAUACCUGCAUUGCUAUAAGGCAAAAAUAUUGUUUUGGGGUUUUUUAUUACACCAUAUUUUUUCUUUGAAAAACAUUAUUUGAGAAUAUACGCAACUGUCUUCCCAUCAGUAAUUGCCCAUUGAGUUCCACUCUUAUAUUCAAUUUGCAGACAUCAAAAAUAUAUAUAGUAAAAAACCAUUCACAGUUCUCUGAGAGAAAACAUACAAUCUGCAGCCAAACUAGAGUGCACUUACCAACAACUGGUUCUGAAAGAUAAUCUCAUAAACUACAUGUCAUGUCACUAGCAAAAUAAUACUAUGUUUACAAACUAGCUGCUGACAAAAUGUCCCUUGAAUUACACCUUUACUAACAAAUAAAGAGUUACUUCACCCUCUCCUAGAAACGUAAGAUGUAACAAAGUGGUUUUAGGCGUAUAAGCGAGAAGAAAAUUCUUUUUGGCAAUAUGAGCCGUGAGUACAUCUUUGUGGUCUUACCUGGGUGUGUUUCUAAUCAUGAAGCCAAUGUAAUAAUACAUGUGCCAUAUUCUAGAUGGGUGAAGUAUCUUUCCUGUAAACUAGCGAUGAACCUAUUAUGUCCGUGAUUGAUAUUUUGAACUGUUACCUGUAGAUGAAACUAGUCUAACUCAACUUGAUGGUUAGUCUGGUUAUUCGUGUCUGUUACAGUACACUGCAGUUGCAAAUGUUUGUUCAUUCAAAUUGUAUGGUUUUUUUCUUUUUAUUAUUUAUUUACAAAUAAUUCUUAGCUGGCCUUUCAUAUCAUUUUGUUUUCCGGACUUUUCUGCUGCCUCCGGUGAUGUGUAACAAGGAUUGGUGAACCUCAGUGUACCUCACUGGAAAUGUUGUAUGGAAAAACCUCUGCCAAGUCCAGGAAGCUUGAAUAUUUGUGAGAGAGUGAAUUUUUCCGUACCAUGUAGAAUGAGUUUGACAUUUACAUGAUGUCCGAAGAGUCACUCGUGUCUUUUGAUUGUUGUUGGAACAUGUGCAGGCAGAGACUUGGCCAUUGGGACACUACAUGAAUCUAUAUUCAUGUUCUUUGUGUUAUGUCUUUUAGUGUGUGCACUGUUCAACGUGAAUGGAAAGCCUUGGUCACUGUGGGAUUUGGAUUGAUAUUAGCUUACAUGUGAGCGAAAUCUUUCUGGAUUGUACUUUUAGUGUGAAACCAUCUUUUAUUGGUUUAAUUUCUGGCCUGAUGUGCUUGUGCUGUAAGCUGUGCCGUUCCUUUUCCACAACACACUUCUCAUAAUACCCAUAAUGACUUUCUCCACUUCUUCUGCACCUCGGCUUUGUAUAUAGGAGGGGCUGCACUCUGACGUACCUCCUGGUCAAGUAAAAAUAGGUAGUGAACACCAACAGCGUGAGAACCAGAACCUGUACUGUUUGUGUUGAAGCUCAUCAUGCAAAACAACUUUUUAAGGUAUAGUUUACCCUGAGCAAAAAUGCAAGAAUGGCUAACAACAUUAAAAAAAGCUAGCAGGUCAUUGCUAGCAAGCCAUGGAAGGAUGAACCACCCCUUUCAAAGUUUGUUUUAAUAACAGCUUCACAUAUUUAUGAAGUGAACUCAUGUGGCCAUCUAAGAAUUUGACCACCAGAAAUGGUAGCAUUUUCAGAGCCAAGAAAAAGAGCUGAUAAAGAAUGAUUUCACAUUCAUCAUCGCAUUUGUUUCAGCAGCAGAAACAAUGGCAGGGUGUUCUGUUUCUAUGUCCUCAGCUUUUAUACGGAAAUGUACAGUUGAACUUGCGGAGACUGCGGGAAAAUGUCAUACAAUUAAACUACUGACCGAUGUGAUUUGGACAUUUCUUUGUGAAUGUUGUACCUGUUAAAAGAUGGUACCGUGUCUAACAUUCCCAGUGAAAUUCCACAGCCCCCCACACCAUUCCUGAGCCGCUGGUCUUUUCAGAGAAGGCAGAUCUUGUUUAAAUGGGUAUUACCACCUUUGGUUCUUAUCGAUAUUACAGUAGUGUUAUAGAAGUUACUAAAAAAAAAAUCCUAAAACAUAUGUUGAUGCUAAACAAGUUGAAAUAAACAUUGAUUGAUGUAUAUGAUAUUGUGAAACUGAUUUGUUUCUCUCACAGUUAGUUUAGAUAUGUGUGUGAUGUCUAGAGUGUGUAUAAGAAAAACUCACUGUCAUCGAUCAUCAUGCAUAAUUUGAAGAGUG